ACUCGGAGGCUUGACGCUGUCUGCUUUGUUGGAGCUAUCGAUGCUGUGACUUUCGGUUAGUCUGCUGCAAAUUGCAAGACAUUACGUGGGAUGUUCUGCGUGUUUUCUGUUUAUCAGUCACAGUAAACACGUUCUGGAUCACAGUACGUGCUUGUUUGCUGUGGGGCCGCUUCCGACGAGAGAAGUAAGGAACCUCUGUAUAUAAACAAAACGCAGCGAGCUGCUUUUUAAGGUGGCACGUCAGAGACAGCUGCGGCUAAAGCUCGUCCACUAGCCACCUUUAAAGUUAGCUAACUUCGUCUGGGUCGCGUUGACAGCGAUGGAAAUCACUAUACAGCUCUCUUAGGAGUUAAACUCCCUAAACACUCUGUCUGCGAACAUGAGAGAAGAGGAUAGGUUGUUCUCAGGAAGGCAGCCCAUGGCAAGUGGAAGAGGGGGUGGACAUCCCUGCUGCUGCUGCUGCCCUCACUUGACAGAGGAGAAAGGAGCACUUGCUAUCAAGAAGACUGACCCGAGGCCACCCGGUCAUCUGUCCGAGUCUCAGUAGUGUAAUAUCAGACUCUGGCACAUCAUGGAGACGGUGGGCAAAUUUGAGUUCAGUCGGAAGGACCUGAUAGGACAUGGCGCAUUUGCUGUCGUCUUCAAAGGCAGACACAGAGAGAAACAUGACUGGGAGGUUGCAGUUAAGUGCAUAAACAAGAAGAACCUGGCCAAAUCUCAGACACUGCUGGGGAAAGAGAUCAAAAUUCUUAAGGAACUGAAACACGAGAACAUUGUUGCCUUACUGGACUUUCAGGAAACUGCCAGCUCAGUGUACCUGGUGAUGGAGUAUUGCAAUGGAGGCGACCUUGCUGACUACUUACACUCCAAAGGAACACUUAGUGAGGACACUAUUCGUGUGUUCCUGCAGCAGAUUGCAGGGGCCAUGAGGGUUCUACAAGCCAAAGGUAUCAUCCACCGGGACCUGAAACCCCAGAACAUUCUACUCUCCUAUCCAGCUGGACGCAAGUCGCACUCCAAUAACACCUGCAUCAAGAUCGCGGACUUUGGCUUUGCCAGAUACCUACAGAACAACAUGAUGGCUGCGACCCUCUGUGGAUCACCCAUGUACAUGGCUCCUGAGGUCAUCAUGUCCCAAAACUACGAUGCCAAGGCUGACCUGUGGAGUAUAGGCACUAUUGUGUUUCAGUGUCUGACCGGCAAGGCUCCUUUUCAGGCGAGCAGUCCACAGGACCUCCGUAUGUUCUAUGAAAAAAACAAGACUCUUAGCCCCAACAUCCCCAGAGAGACGUCCAACCAUUUGAGGCACCUGCUGCUGGGUCUGCUGCUGCGAAACCACAAGGACCGCAUGGAUUUCGAUGAGUUUUUCUGUCAUCCUUUCCUGGAGGCCAGCUCAUCAUCCGUGAAAAAGACAACUCCUACUGUGUCCAUGACGUGCUUCCCCAGCUCUGCAUCAGCCAGCUCGUGUAGCAGCUCGUCCACCUCUCACCUCGCCUCACCACCGCAGUCUCUUGCCGAGGUUCAGCAUUUGCGUGCCAAAGCUCUGGCCUCACCGACCCAGGAGGCUGCUGGUUUUCUCCUCAAGGACUCAUCUGGCGGUGCCGGAAGCAGCAAGAACUCCUCCUCCUGUGACACUGAUGACUUUGUCAUGGUGCCUGCUAACUUUCCAACAGCUGAGCUUGCAUGUGAGAGUAAAGUGCUGCAGGACAGCCUGAUGAACAGCGGAUCUCUCUUGGCUUCGGCUGGUCUGUGUACUCCAGCCAAAACGCCGCCACACUCGCCGUCCUACAGCGGGUCUCCAAGCCCCGUCAGGCCCAGUGAGCUCCCGGGAGGUAACUAUGGAAACAACGGUCAGUCAUUGCCUAUCCCUGUCCCCACUCAGCUGCAGAACUACCAGCGCAUGGAGCAGAACCUCCAUUCAACCAAACACGAUGGCUCACCACGGUUGACCACACCGGUGCGGAGGUGCAGCAGUGGCAGCUUGCUGGGCUUCGCUCGGACCGGGCCCUCCCCACCACACGGACAGGGAGCAGUCACAACCAAUCGCAGACUCUCCCUGGGAGGUGCCAGACCUUUCCAGCUCUCACCUCAAGCCCCCCAACUGGCUUCUCAUCAACACCCACAGCCUGCAGGACUGGGCACAAGGCUCCACAGCGCCCCCUGUUUGUUGGAGUGUGCCACUGGUGGAGGCAGGCAGAAGAUCAGGAAGCAGCAUUCAGACCCGGUGGUUGCACCGUCAGCAGGCAUGAUGGCCAUCCGUCCCUUACACUCAUCCCCGCGACUCAGUGAGCUGAUGCAGCGCAGUCCCCUCCCCACCAUCCUCGGCUCGCCCUCCAGGACCAUCCCUCCAUUUGAAUUCCCCAAACCCCCGAGCUCUCCGAACCUUGUGACCUUCCUGACACAGCAGGGUUUGGUCAUUGGCUCGCCUGGCAGCAGGACUGCACAAACAGAGCCCAGAGACCUAGGGCAACACGCACCUACGCAGGUCACCCAGCCUGCCCACUGCAUUCACAGACUCAACAAUGAAAACAAGGGCUUUGGAAGGUCUCAGAGUGCCGGCCGUCUGUCUGACAUGCUGCUCAUGGCUGCAUUUGGACCACCUGGACUUGGCUGUGAGCGAGGAAGCACAGAGAACCUGACCUCUGAAAAAGCCAUAGACAUAACAGUGCCCCCAAGUGGUGGUGGAUGCCUCACACCUGGCUCAUGCAGCCCAGCACAGGUGGUCUUUACUGUGGGCUCUCCUCCCAGUGGCAGCACCCCACCUCAAACCUGCAGACAGAGGAAACACUCAGCAGGCUCCUUUACUUCAGUCAGCCCUGCAGGCUCCUUCACGAGCCGCUUCGCCCACACAGGCACGUAUCUGGACGGCUUUGAGGUACCGUCUAGUCCUCGCUUCAGUUUCACUGAUCCGAUCACAGCGAACAUGGGCGGUCAUGUGACCUUUGAACCUCCAGAGCUUCCUGAAGAGACCCUAAUGGAGCAGGAGCACACAGACACUGUUCAAAGCCUGCGUUUCAUGCUGGAUUUUGCCCGCUGUCUGAUGGAGGUGGCCGGAGCACGCGGUACGGCUGUGAUGGGGGAGAUGGAAGACUUUUCUCAUCCCUCCCUCUUUCAGCAGCAGAGCCUGGUUGCAGAUCAGAUAAGCUCACUGAGCCGAGAAUGGAGUCAUGCAGAACAGCUGGUUCUCUACCUGAAGACUGCAGAGCUCUUGUCCACUGCCUUACACACAGCCAUGGAGCGAGUCAAACAGGGCAAACUCUACCCAUCCACUACAGUCAAACAAGUGGUUAAGAGGCUGAAUGAGCUGUACAAGUCCAGUGUGGCAUCCUGUCGCUCCCUCAGCACCAGUCUGGAGCGCUUCUUUUCCAGGAAACACCGUCUAAUGGACCAAAUCACCUCCAUCACAGCUGAGCGGCUGCUUUUCAGCCACACUGUGCAGAUGGUUCAGGCUGCUGCACUGGAUGAGAUGUUCCAUCAAGGGGAAGCAUCGGCUCAGCGCUACCAUAAAGCUCUCCUGCUGAUGGAGGGCCUGUCCCUGCUGCUCACUGAACAGGAUGACCUCCUCAGUGUUAGCAAAUGUAAGGAGUGCAUUGAAAGACGUCUCACAGCUUUGCAGUCAGGACUCUGCGUCUAAGAGUACAAUGCUGCUGCUUUUCCCGUGGAUUUGAUGUCAGUCAUCAGCACCCUGCACAUUUCCAUUAAACCAAAUAUCCAUCCACUUGUCGUGGUUUUCACUUAGAAAUGCUUCAGCUUUCACAAGAAAACCACCAGACUGCACCCUCAGUGAGGGUCUGCGCUCUCUAAAUGGCUUGCUUGCCGUUCAUCUGGAGUUUGGGGCAGGGGCUGAGACUUCACUGACACUACACUUGCACCAGUGUUGGGACAUGAAGCACACUUGCUGCGAAAGAAUGUUGAUGCUCUCGACUUUAAGAGAGGACUUGGCAUCGAAUAUGAUGUGGUUUUUUUUGCCAAGAAGAUGAUUCCUCUCACCAGGAGUAACACAUGCAGGAGCAUUUAUUGCCAAGUAGUCACAUCCCCACACACAGGACUUAUCUACAGAAAGAGAGAGCUUUUCAAGAAGGACAGUUGAUCAUUCUGAAGAUUUGCAAUACUCAACUCUAAAGACACAAUGUUAGCUUUUACCAGGAUGAGUAGCUGAAGAAAGUGCAGUGUGUGCUGUACAUGAAGAGGAAGGUUGUGUGUGACAGAAGAGGAUCAUUCAUGUUCUCCUGUCUUCUACUUUUUUUAAUGGCUUUCCUGUUUUCUCCUUGUGUUAUCUAAGUGUUACUCUCUAGCUGAAGCUACGAUUGGUUGCUGGAAGUGCAUACAAGCUCUAUUGCAAAAAAAAAUGUUGCCAAAAUUAAUUUUUAAAAAGUAGUUUUAUUUAUAUGUUUGUUUUUAUUUAAGUUUCACUGAUAGAAUAUAGAAGAAAAAAACCCUGUGUUUGACACUUUGCUGAUUUAACACUUUCCCCUUGUCUCCCAUCAUUUAAACAGUCUUUAACAGGGGUCUGAUUUUUCGAAUGGUGGCAGAUGUUGCGCAGUUGGCAGAAGAGGGUGUUCAGAAAGCACUCACAGUUUCACUGCGAUCUGCAAAAUGUAGCUUUGAAUUGAAAAUGGACCAAAACUGGUCUGUUAGCAUCCCUGUUCCCAGUCAUAUUAAAGAUGCUGCAAUAAUCCAGGAUGCACUCUUCAGAUUCACAGAAGCUUUAAUGCUGCUGUUGCUGGUAAUUUCUUCACAGUUACAUACUAUAUGUUACUAUGUUAUCAGUCAGUCAUGUGAGGAGUUUUGCAAGUAUAAUCACAUUUGAAUGUAGGGCUGACAGAAGAGAAACCAAUUCUAUUAUCCAAGUGCUGGAGGAUUUAAAUUCAGUCUUAUCCAAGAGCGAACGUCUGAAUGUUUUUGCACUGUUGAAGUACUGUAAAGAAAGAUUUGGAGUGGAACAUGCUGAACAUGUCCUGUUGUUUGGCUACCUAGACAUAUUUACUAAUCUUAGAGGUUGCAGUUUGAGUUUUAUUUACUUUCAUGUUGCGUGUGUUAGAUGUGAAAAUGUUAUAAAAAAGCUAUGAAACUUGAGGAAGAUUUGUUUAAGAAGAGAAAUGAAUUUGAACAUUGCUUUUUUUUACUGCGACAUUCAUUUGCAUUAGUUGUGUUGUGUUCUCUUUCCCCGUAGUGGUGUGUUUGAUGACGGUGGUUGAUGUUCGAUAAGUGUCCUGUUGAUUUGGAAUGCUAGUUGAAAGUAUGUGUUGUAUUUAUGUUGAUCUUAGCCUACAUCCAAAUAGGAUGCCUUUGCACCCCUGAAUUGUGGGCCACUGGAAAAGGAUCGAUUUGAACGUUGGUUGCUUUUAAGGGACGUCUGUGCGUGCGUGCAUGCAUGUCUGAUGCUGUUUGAUGUAUUAAUGGAAAGAGGGAAUUUUUCUGUACAGAACUAAAGAAGACAUUGGUCUAUAACAAGGUGGGAAUGAUGUGAUUUUUGACUGCAGUUGACAUGCAUGGAUAUAGUGGAUCUGGUUCAUGAAAGUAAAGCAUCCAUGGAAACAGGGGUUAUUCUAGUUUAACCCUUGUCACUAGGCCUGGGCGAUAAUUCAAUAAUGCUAAUUAUGGCGAUAUCAUUUUCUCAAUAUAAAUAUAACAAAUGUUUGAUACAAAUGUGAUAUAUUUAAACCUGUAAUUGCACCAUCAGAAAUCUGGGAUUAGAGACGUUUAUCAGAGAACUAAAUCCAGAUCCAGGCUCACAAACCGCCUGGUUUCUUCAACUUUCACCCAGGUGAAAAUGAAAUCAUGAUUUGAUAUUCAUUGUGAUAAUUAUUGAUAUCGACUGAUAUGGAAACAUUCAUCAUGAUGACAUCCUUUUUCGAUAUCGCCCAGCUCUACUUGCCACUACUAUUUUCUGCCACCAAGAGAUAUUCCUCCAGCUUAUUAUUUUUUUUUUAAAUUAAGAUUUAGAGUGAAUAAGUGCAUAUUGUGGAAAAGGAAGAUGAUGUAUGGUCAAGGCUGAAGAUAGUUUACAGACGAGUAAGAAGCCGACAUGGUAGCAGAGUGAACAGGAAAGAGUGGAAGUGUUUUUCUUCAUGAAGAUUUCUCUGAUUAUACAUUACAUGGAUUUGCUUUGUGGCCUUUUCAUUUUGUCUCUCAGAACUUUCUCUGAAACUUUUGUAGAUGUUACUUUACUGAAAGCGUUCUUUGUGUUUAUACUGUUUGUUCCAGUGUACAUUCCUAAUAUCUCUGUGAAGGUUUUUCAGUCAUCCAGGUCAUGAUAAUUCAAAGCUUGAUCUCAAAAGACAACUGGACCAAAAAGAACUUCAGUUCUAAAAAAAAAAUAACUUUCAGAGGAGAAGUGAAAUGUCUUCAAAGAUUUCUAUCAAGUCCAGUUCCCUUUUCAGAUCAAGCUUCCUACUAGCCUAACUCCCCCACAAGCUCCCUGUUUCACAUGCUGCUGUGUUCAGUCUGUAUGUGGUGUUGGUGUCUCUGAAUAUACAGUCAGCAGAAAGUGAUGACAGCUUACCUUAAACACAGACCUUCACCUUCACCUUUCAAUGUUUCUCUACAAUCAUAUUUAUCUAUCAUUCUAGUACUGGUUCUUUUGCGCUGGAGCAGGAAGCACCAUGAAGAUCAUUUGUGUUGUUAGUGUAGGAAGUGAGGGGACAGUGUCUUAUGCCAAUCACCUAUCCACUCUGCUGAAGUGUCCUUGAGCAAGAUACCGACUCCCUACAUUUGCUCAUGGGUAAGUAUCAACUAAAGAUACAAGUGUAACCUGAUUCUACUAUGUACACUCCCAUAUUAGAUCCACAAUGCAUUAGGAAUAUACUUUUUAUAUGUUUGCUGAGAACAUACCUGAAUGUUUUCAUGUUGUGUUUUUACGUUCCUGAUUCUGUGUCACUUGUAAAUAAUGUAUAUUAAGUUAUUGUUUUUGGGUGUAUCAUGCUGCAGGCAUGGAGAGAGCAGUACUGCACCACCUAUACAUUUCCAAAGAAUAGGCCUUCUGCUGAUCUUCCAUGUUGUCUCUUACCGUUGCAAUAGACUUUAAAUGUAAUCAUAUCCAUGACAGCCACACUAUCUCAGUGUCUCUGUGUGUGAUGUAACCUUUACUGUUUGAGAGUUGGAACAUGAAUAAACUGAAAGGAAGGAUAA
Molecule: messenger RNA, 7131 nt
Organism: Notolabrus celidotus (New Zealand spotty)
Lineage: Eukaryota; Metazoa; Chordata; Actinopteri; Labriformes; Labridae
Gene: ulk1b
Product: unc-51 like autophagy activating kinase 1
Exons: 27
Coding region: 572-3634 (1020 amino acids)
Biological process (GO): autophagosome organization; axon extension; autophagy
Cellular component (GO): cytoplasm; autophagosome
Molecular function (GO): ATP binding; protein serine/threonine kinase activity
Source: RefSeq, a predicted model, not a curated record